Messenger RNA from Phragmites australis (common reed), 1680 nucleotides. Its product is annotated as probable protein phosphatase 2C 44. The record is from RefSeq and is a predicted model, not a curated record. Gene Ontology annotation, molecular function: protein serine/threonine phosphatase activity. The transcript is spliced from 5 exons. Gene Ontology annotation, biological process: protein dephosphorylation. Lineage: Eukaryota; Viridiplantae; Streptophyta; Magnoliopsida; Poales; Poaceae. The coding region runs from base 359 to 1309 and encodes 316 amino acids. Gene Ontology annotation, cellular component: nucleus; cytosol.
UGUGCCGAUUUUCACCUCCCCCGCUCCUUCCGCUGCGGGCCCCAGUUCCUGCGGUUCCUCCACAAUCAUCACAACAGCAUCUGGCCCCCCCCCCCCCUUCUCUCCUCACGCCACACCACAAGCGUCCGGCCUCAGAAUCGGAUCAAAACAAGCAACCGGGGACGAGAGAAGCUUGGCUCCCUGUAUCGCACACGAGACGGAGACAGGGCCACAGCCGAGGCCUGCAUAAAAAGGCAAAAGAUCUCGCUCUUCCCUCCCCGUGUGCCGUCCCGUCUUCGCGAGCAAGUUCUUUUCACUUCCCUCCCCGUCUGGCUGUGGGAGGGGUGAUCGGUGCGGCCGCCGGCGAGUUCUCCCUGACAUGAUCGGCCGGAUGGAGCGACAGACCGCCUCGUCGUCGGCGUCCUGCUCCAACUCCGUUGCCGCCUCCUCCUCCGCGUGCGGGGGCAAGAAGCGGCCUGAUAUUCUCAACAUGAUCCGGAGUGCAACCUGUCUUAAUUCAUCAUCUACUGAUACUGGCAAGGGAAGGAGUAAACUGUCAAGCAACAAAGUCACACAUGGAUUCCACUUGGUUGAGGGCAAGUCUGGCCAUGACAUGGAAGACUACCAUGUAGCAGAGUAUAAGUAUGAAAAGAACCAUGAGCUUGGUCUCUUUGCCAUCUUUGAUGGCCAUUUGGGAGAUAAGGUGCCAAGUUACCUGAAAACUAACCUUUUUAGCAACAUAAUAAAAGAGCCUCUCUUCUGGGCUAACCCUCAAGAAGCAAUAAAGAACGCAUACCGCUCUACAAACAAAGAUAUUCUAGAAAAUACCAAACAACUUGGACCAGGUGGUUCAACAGCAGUGACUGCUAUUGUAGUUGAUGGUAAAGAUAUGUGGAUAGCAAACGUAGGUGACUCGCGAGCUGUUGUGUGUCAGAGAGGUGCUGCUAAUCAGCUCACUGUUGACCAUGAGCCCCAUACAACUAAUGAAAGGCAGAGGAUUGAAAAACAGGGUGGCUUUGUAACAACAUUUCCUGGUGAUGUUCCUCGGGUAAAUGGCCAACUUGCUGUUGCUAGGGCCUUUGGUGAUCAAAGCCUCAAGGCCCACUUGAGUUCAGAACCUGAUAUUAGGCAUGUACCAAUAAACUCAAAUAUCGAGUUCGUCAUACUUGCCAGCGAUGGAUUGUGGAAGGUAAUGAAAAAUCAGGAAGCCGUUAAUCUCGUGAAGUCCAUCAAGGACCCCCAGGCAGCAGCAAAGCGACUGACGACCGAAGCACUUGCAAGGAAGAGCAAGGAUGAUAUUUCUUGCAUCGUCAUCCGUUUUCGCUGCUGAAUGCCAGGAUCCCGUGCUCUGUGGUGCCUAAAUCUCUGAUAUAUUUUCUACAGGGUAUCCCAUUGAGGGAAUUUGUGCUCAUGUCUCUUUGCCGAAUUUCUGUAGUAGCUGCUGUAUCUAUCGUAGUUGUGAACAGACUUGGAACUAGUUAGGACAAUGGAUACUUCAGAGCUGGGUGGUGAGUGUGUAUGCAGGGUGCUCAAUCUGUGCAUAUAUACAUCAGCAUAAACUGUGCAUCGAUUGACCGGGACAUGCAGACCUUGUGUGCUUGUGUCGUUGUGAUGGUAAUGGACCAGUGAUGACAAGGUUGUGUAUAGGAACUUGUUGAUUUACUUUCUCUUCAUUUCUACCAAACAAUAAUUUCAGUGAAA